Actinia tenebrosa (Australian red waratah sea anemone) is the source of this 1033-nucleotide messenger RNA. Its product is annotated as tachykinin-like peptides receptor 86C. Gene Ontology annotation, cellular component: membrane. Gene Ontology annotation, biological process: G protein-coupled receptor signaling pathway. Lineage: Eukaryota; Metazoa; Cnidaria; Anthozoa; Actiniaria; Actiniidae. The record is from RefSeq and is a predicted model, not a curated record. Gene Ontology annotation, molecular function: G protein-coupled receptor activity.
GGCCUUUUUUGCCAUGGUAUCCAUCGCCAGCAACUCGCUGGUUAUUCACGUGGUCAGGGUCAAUCCACACAUGCACAGUACCACUAACUACUUCAUAGUGAACAUGUCUGCUGCGGAUCUACUGGCCACAGUUUUUACAUCAUCAAAUGCGAUGAAGACGUUGCAAUCUGGCUUUCGUUGGAGUUCGGGAGUAAUCGGAGUCGUAUCAUGUAAAGGAAAUCUUUUUUUAAUGACCACUUGCCUCAUGUGCUCUAUAUUCAGCCUGGUUGCAAUCACGUUUGACCGGUUUAUGGCCGUUAUCCGUCCAAUCACGUACAAGUAUUGUUCAUGGUGGGCCAAGUACAUCAUACCAGCUGUGUGGAUAGCAUCGCUGGCGAUAUCAUUUCCACUGGCUUUCCUUAAAAUGCAAGUAGGAGAUGACUUUCUUGCAAAUAACAAAACAUAUUGCUUCAUGGAAGAUGCUGCUGAUGAAGGCAUAGCUGUCAUAGUCCUCGGAUUCAUUGCACCACACGUUGUCAUGGUAAUCAUGUACUCAAUGAUCUCGUACAAACUCUGGAAAAGACGACUUCCUGGUGAGCAGCGUGACGAUCAAAGAAACAAUGUGGCUCAAACUGCAAAGAAAGUCACUCGCAUGAUGGUCUGUGUUGUACUUGUUUUUGACAUCUGCAUGGCGCCAUUAUUUACAGUGUUUACCCUACCUUUCUUAUUUAACAACAAGAGCUGGAUGCAUACCUCUUACACUUCGACAUUAUCCAGUUUGUUUACAACUUCUAAUGGCUUCCUUAAUGCCUUGGUUUAUGCUUUCUUUAAUGAGAACUACAGACGUGCCUUUUGUGAUACUUUGGGCCUUCUGAAAAUAAGAAACUGGCUGGGAAGAAAAACUGAAAGGAUAAGAAACUUUGUUAGUAAAAGAAAUAGAACCGCAAACUUUACGGUUAAUACUCAACCCGACUAGCUGGGUUGAACUUUGGAUGAUAUAUAAUGGACAAACUGAAGGGUUGAAGGGGAGAGAAGAAAGAGAGAUAGCCAUCAA